AUUGUUGUUGUUGUUGUCAUUGAAAGACAAACGACCUGCUGUCAACACGGAACGCUUGGCAAUAUAGUUGUUGCUGGACCCAGUCAAUCAUACCAGCAGUCACAUUGCCCCGUCUUCCUUCCACCUUUGCCACCGUCGACAUUGAGCCACCGAGGAAGCUCCUGGAGAUCAGUCCUCGAGUUAUUCAAUCGACUUUCCGCACCGAAACAGACUUUGCUGGCAAGUGGUUGACGAUACAAAGCUAGCUUUUUGUCUAUCAAUUAUGUCAAGGAGUCAGACCAGCAUGGUGUCAAUUUUGAACAACGACGAUAACCCGUCGUUUGCAGUCCGGCCAACUCCUCGGUUGACCAAACAAAACUCUACACCAUCGUGUACAUAUCCCUCUACUCACCACCACCGGAUAUCGGUGCCUGACUACCGCUUCGGCCCUUAUUGCGACUCUCUGGUGUCGCCAAGAUAUACCCAACCGCCUUUGGACCCGUUCUCGUCGCACUCAGCUCCACAUCCGGUGUCAGCUGGACCAGUGGAAUAUUCCUACAAUUCCACGGCAGCCAGCCGGGAUUUGUAUUCUGGUUACGGAAGAGACUUGUCCCUAUAUACGCAUGCAACCUCUCCCAACAGGAUCCUGCCUACAGUGACUUCCCCAAGCGAGCCUCUUUCACCACGGACGCCCCUGGGCGGCCCUACAGAACUGGCCGCGUCGAGAGUGAACCGAAAGAACAAGUACCCAUGUCCCUACGCGGCAUCUCAUGGAUGUUCGGCAACUUUCACAACUUCGGGGCAUGCUGCACGGCAUGGAAAGAAGCAUACGGGAGAGAAGAGUGUUCACUGUCCCAUAUGUAACAAAGCCUUUACACGAAAGGACAACAUGAAGCAGCAUCGGCGGACACAUCGAACGUACUCGGAGGAUAUGACUUCGAGACUGGACAGAGACCGGGAGCGACGACUGUGGACCAAGAGCAGUGACCAACUGUACAGUCACAACCGAUCAGCGAGCCAAUCACUCUCGGAUGCAGACGAGUAUUCCGGACCCAGUGGACUCAAUUCACCCACUGAAGAGAAGCCCUAUAGCGCUUUGGAACUGCGUCCCGGAAAGCCGUUACCACCAUCCGCAUAUGAUGAUCUGUCUAUGAGGUAUAGCAAACCUGACUUUGGUCGGAGCCAACCGGCAUCACGAUCGGGAAGCAUCACUGGUAGCCUCGACGCUCUGGUGAUAGCAGCCUCCAGAGGCAACUUGAAUUCUUAUCAGCAAUGAGCUGGCCAUGCUAAGAAGGGACACGGUCUGCCGUGCGAGGCACUUGCGGCGCUGAGCGCUUGCAUAGUCAGAUUUCUUAGUUUUCCCAGUCCCAGUGAGGGAUGAGGUCGUGCAGCGGGUUCUAGCACCGUCUCUGCAUCAAAUUACUGGGCUGGAUUGUUUCUAUCCACGUUAUUUCUCUUGACCGGGUUAUACUGCCGGUCGCCUCGACCUACUGUGUAGGCGAUGUACUGUACAAUACUUCGAACUGUGGGAGUAGGAGUUCCAGGAGAGGCCCUUUCACCUCAGCUACUAUUCGUUCCUUUGAAGAUUUCUUUCUUUUUUUUGUUUGAGCAGGGUUUAUCUGCGGAGGCGCAGGGUGUUUCUUGAAAAGCUGUGGUUG
This is a messenger RNA of Paecilomyces variotii, 1637 nucleotides long. RefSeq lists its product as hypothetical. The coding region runs from base 263 to 1255 and encodes 330 amino acids. The record is from RefSeq and is a predicted model, not a curated record. The transcript is spliced from 2 exons. Lineage: Eukaryota; Fungi; Ascomycota; Eurotiomycetes; Eurotiales; Thermoascaceae. Gene Ontology annotation, cellular component: nucleus. Gene Ontology annotation, molecular function: DNA-binding transcription factor activity, RNA polymerase II-specific; RNA polymerase II cis-regulatory region sequence-specific DNA binding. Gene Ontology annotation, biological process: regulation of transcription by RNA polymerase II.